AUGAAGGCAAGAGAGAGGCAACGGAAAAGAAGAAGUUUAAUGACGGAAGAACAGCUGGAGUUGAAGAGAGCCAAGAAUAGAGAGUAUAUGGCAAAGAAAAAGCAAGAAGAAAAAGAAAACCCGAAAGAAAUAAGCGACAGAGAAAAACGAAGAUUAGCUAAACUAAACCGAGAACGUGUACAGAAAUGGAGAGAGAAAAAGAAGGGAGAGAAAAUUGCUGAGUCCCAAAAACAUAUUGACAAUUUGACCUCAGACAAUACUAUAAAUGAACAGACCACACCGAGCAAUAAAAGAGAUAAAAAACAUACAGGCAGUUCAUCGAAGAAGCUACUUCAACACAAUAAAACAUUGGAAGCAGAAAAAUACAAAAAGAGAUUUCAAAGACUAGCAAACUCAGAUAACUCCCCAUCACCCUCAAAGAAAAUCAGGAAAUUAGCCGGUGGCAAGAAAUUACCAUGA
Messenger RNA from Macrosteles quadrilineatus (aster leafhopper), 459 nucleotides. RefSeq lists its product as uncharacterized. The transcript has a single exon. Bases 1 to 459 code for a protein of 152 amino acids. Lineage: Eukaryota; Metazoa; Arthropoda; Insecta; Hemiptera; Cicadellidae. The record is from RefSeq and is a predicted model, not a curated record.